AUGUAUGCGUGGAAGGCGACGAUAGUCCGAUGUGCUACUCGGAGACGAACACUCUAUACUUCCAAUGUAUCACUCUCCGCCCAAGCGCAAUUACAGCGCUCCUCGGAGACGCGUCCAGCGCAUGCUCCUGUCCAGCAAGCGGUAGCCGCACUGAGACGCGAAGAGCCCCAACCCCUUCGUACUAAGAGGAACGAAGUCGGCGUUCAGCUCCUGUCGCGCCGCCUACACGAGCAAAUAUUCAAGAACGUGUCCUUCCCUCCGCCAGACGCGCGUUAUGUUCGAAUCGCGCAGGACCACCUGCAAAUGCACGGUCUGGACCGCACUCAGGGAUCUGUAUUGCCCGAUAUAGGCUUCACCCUUCCUGCUUUACAAGGCAAUAACUUGGACGAACACUUCCAUCGAAUCGGUGCACACGCCGCGGAACCCUGGUUGUCACUGUCUAAGCGCCUUGUUGACAUGGAGCUGCAACCUCAACCUGAGGAGUGGGACGUCCGGUCAGGCUGGACCAAGUACCACCACCAUGCCGACGGCUCUAGCUACUCUGAACCUGUCGACUAUCCUCCAGAGGAGAUGUUGGUCUUUGAUGUGGAGACUAUUCCGGGGUACAGCCCGUGGGCCGUUAUGGCUACAGCUGUCACCCCGAGUGGGUGGUAUGCCUGGGUCUCCCCAUGGCUCCUUGGCGAGAGCGAAGACAUGCAGCAGCUCAUUCCCCUCGGUCCUCCCGACGUCCCUCGCGUCAUUGUCGGCCACAACGUGUCGUAUGACCGGGCUCGCAUACUGGAGGAGUACAACGUUGGUGGAACCAUGAAUCGCUUCCUCGACACCAUGGCUUUUCACGUCGCCGUGAAGGGCAUCUCCUCAAAUCAACGUCCGGUGUGGGCGAAGCACCGGAAGCAGAAGCUCCAGGAGCGCGAGCGCAAAGAGGAGGCCUAUGAGGCUGUUGUCGGACUCCUUCGCGACAUCGAAGCAGCUGAUGGUGUGCAUAUCGACGAGACGCAGCAGGAGAGCGUGCGAGAGCUCAGGCGGAAAAUGGAGGAAAGUCUCAACAGUCUCCUUGAGGACGAGCAGGACCUGACAGACGGCGAUGGUGAACUCGACUUGGCGGGAAAACGUUGGGAGGACAUCACCUCGGGAAACUCGCUCGUUGACGUCGCCAAGCUACACUGCAAUAUCGACGUCGAUAAGGCCAUCCGCAACGACUUCAUGGUCUCUACCCGCGAGCAGAUCCGCGCGGGGAUUCAGAGCUACCUGACCUACUGCUCAGACGACGUCGCUGUUACACAUGCUGUAUAUGCCAAGGUGCUCCCACAGUUUCUCGCGGCGUGCCCGAGUCCUGUUUCCUUCGCCGGGAUACUCACGAUGGGCUCGAGCUUCUUGCCUGUCAACGAGACGUGGGAGAAGUACAUCGAGGAAUCUGAGCGAGCGUAUCAUGAGCUCGAACUCGCUGUGAAGACGCGUCUUGUCGAACUCGCACACGAGGCCAAGGAUCUUAUGGAGGGUGAGCGCUGGCGCGACGACGUGUGGCUUAGUCAACUUGACUGGACUCCGAAGGUUGCGAAGAAGUCGCGCGGUAUUCUCUCGGAGGACGACACCACACCAGCAUCCGUUGCCAGCAAAGACGACAACCAACCGCCGGCAGCGAUCCCAGUCAUUAAUGAAGGCUCGUCCCCAGUGUGGUACAAGAAGCUCGUUGCGUCAGAACCCUUCAACGCCACUACUGUCAACCGUGUCCUUCCCUUGCUGCUGCACCUCGCCUACGAUGGCAAACCGUUGACAUAUUCAACCAAGCACGGUUGGCACGCAGUGGGUGACCUGCGCGAACCCCAACGGCUACCUACGGCCAGCACUUCCAAGGCGAUCUCGAUUCUCAGCGCGACACAUGGUGUACCACUCCUUCAAUCUGGGUCGCUUUCUUCCUCAGAUCCAGAUCUCGCGCUGGCCAUUUCCAGCGGCGACAGGACGGAGGGACUUUGGGAGCGAGUCAUGUCUAUCGCGCAUCGAACCGCCCAACUUAGUCAGAACGCGUGGGCCGAUGAUCCUUGGUUAAGCCAGUUGGACUGGAAAGCUACGCGAUCGAACGCCGCACCAGUCGUCAAGGCGAAGAAAGCGAAAGUAUCUGGUCCGAAAUCCCCACCCGUUCUCUGGCCAAAAUGGUACUGGGAGCUUGCCAAACCGAGGAAAGACUGUCCACCUGGUACAGUCGAUCUGACGCCGCGCAGUCGCAUCUCCCCGCUGCUCCUACGCAUGUCAUGGAAAGGCUUCCCUAUGUUCCACUCCCGUCAGCACGGUUGGAUCUUUCGGGUACCUCGAGGUGCCGAGUACGAGACGCGGGCCGAUCCCCUCGAGUUCUACGACCCAACGGACGCGACCUUGCAACGCGCAAGCCUUCACGAUGGCGCGCGCUUCUACAAGAUACCGCAUAAGGACGGCGAUACUGCGAACGUGGGCAGUCCGCUCAGCAAGACAUUCGUCAAGUACGCACAGGACGGUACCAUGACAAGUCCGGGCGACGAGGCUCAGAAGGCUCUGGAGAUGAACGCACAGUGCAGUUACUGGAUAAGCGCCCGCGACCGCGUCAUGAGUCAGGCCGUCGUAUGGCAGAACCAGCAAACGCAGCUCGGUCUGCCGGAUCCGUCGCCGCCCGCUGUCGAAGGUGAACGUGCAAAGAAGUGGGGUGUCAUUGUUCCGCAUAUGAUCACCAUGGGCACCGUCACACGUCGUGCGAUCGAGAGGACAUGGUUGACGGCGAGUAACGCGAAGAAGAACCGCGUUGGCUCUGAGCUGAAGGCCAUGGUACGCGCGCCGGAGGGAUUCGCCAUCGUCGGUGCAGACGUCGACAGCGAGGAGCUCUGGAUCUCAAGUGUCAUGGGCGAUGCGCAGUUCGGACUACACGGAGCCACGGCUAUAGGCUGGAUGACGCUCGAGGGUACGAAGUCCCAGGGCACGGACUUGCACUCAAAGACCGCGAGCAUCCUCGGCAUUUCGCGUGAUCAGGCGAAGGUGUUCAACUACUCCCGUAUCUACGGCGCAGGCAUGCGUCAUGCUGUGCUACUCCUACUUCAAGGCAAUUCGGGCAUGGCACCUGAGGAAGCUCAACGUCUGGCGGACUCCCUGUAUGCGAGCACGAAGGGCAAGAACACGCAUCGUACCGACAUCUUCGGGCGUAAGUUCUGGUUUGGCGGAUCUGAGAGUUUCGUGUUCAACAAGCUCGAGGAGAUCGCGCUCAGCAAUCGGCCGAAGACGCCUGCUCUCGGUUGCGGCGUCACGUAUGCGUUGUCGAAGGAGUACUUGCCAGAGGAGUUCGGAUCGGACUAUAUGCCGAGUCGCAUCAAUUGGGUCGUGCAGAGCUCUGGAGUCGACUACCUCCACCUACUCAUCGUCUCCAUGAGCUACCUCGUCAAGCGCUACGACAUCAAAGCGCGAUUCCUCAUCUCCGUUCACGACGAGCUUCGCUAUCUCGUGCGCGAAGAGGACGCCGGUCGCGCAGCGCUAGCGCUCCAGAUUGCGAACCUCUGGACGCGUAGCUUGUUCGCGUACAAGCUGGGAAUGGAUGAUCUGCCUCAGGGUGUGGCAUUCUUCUCCGCUGUGGACGUUGAUCAUGUUCUGCGCAAGGAGACGGACAUGCCAUGUACGACGCCGAGUCAGCCUAUACCCAUCCCUCCUGGCAAGAGCUACGACAUUGCGAAGAUCCUCGAGCUCACUGGUGGUACUCUCCACGCGGAUGGGCGCCCGAUGGAGGAGAGUGGCGUGGUUGAGCUGCCGCCAGUCGAGGGCUACGUACAGCCGGACUGCCUGCAGCAUCGGGCGGACAAUGCUGCAUUCUUACAGGCACAGGCGACGGCCGACUUCUCCGAGAUCAAGUUCCUCGCGCAGCAAGUAACUGGACAGGCCUAUGAAGGCGGCAUUGGUGGGCAGAAGAAGGGAAAGAAAGGGCGUGGUCAGUCAGCCAAAUCCUCUCCGAGUCACGGUGGUGCGAAGGGCCAUCUACGCGAUGACUGGGCGAAUGUUGUGGAUGAGAUCUUGAAGGGCGAACGUCCUGCGCGGUUGCCGGACAUGAUAUCAAAAGGGUAA
Molecule: messenger RNA, 4071 nt
Organism: Peniophora sp. CBMAI 1063
Lineage: Eukaryota; Fungi; Basidiomycota; Agaricomycetes; Russulales; Peniophoraceae
Source: the annotation of a GenBank genome assembly